Molecule: messenger RNA, 2783 nt
Organism: Pseudoliparis swirei
Lineage: Eukaryota; Metazoa; Chordata; Actinopteri; Perciformes; Liparidae
Product: double-strand-break repair protein rad21 homolog A-like
Exons: 14
Coding region: 155-2062 (635 amino acids)
Biological process (GO): synaptonemal complex assembly; mitotic sister chromatid cohesion; replication-born double-strand break repair via sister chromatid exchange
Cellular component (GO): cohesin complex; synaptonemal complex
Molecular function (GO): protein binding; chromatin binding
Source: RefSeq, a predicted model, not a curated record
GGAAGGCGACUGGCGCCAUCUUGGCUGUUUUAAUGAGUACAACAGGGGAGAAUUCGCUGGGAGAAAUCACAUAAUCACCGGGAUUUCACUGUAAAGGGGGAGCCGUCGGAGAGCAUCCCACAGUGUACGUGUGUGAGCCAGGGCAACCGUGGCGAUGUUCUACGCCCACUUUGUCCUCAGCAAACGUGGGCCGCUGGCCAAGAUCUGGCUAGCGGCCCACUGGGACAAGAAGCUGACCAAGGCCCACGUCUUUGAAUGCAACCUGGAGAGCAGCGUGGAGAGCAUCAUCUCACCGAAGGUGAAGAUGGCGCUCCGUACAUCAGGCCACCUGCUCCUCGGGGUGGUGAGGAUCUACCACAGGAAGGCCAAGUACCUGCUGGCUGACUGCAAUGAAGCCUUCAUCAAGAUCAAGAUGGCGUUCCGGCCGGGUGUGGUGGAUCUCCCCGAGGAAAACAGAGAGGCGGCCUACAAUGCCAUCACCCUGCCCGAGGAGUUCCACGACUUUGACCAGCCGCUUCCAGACUUGGAUGACAUUGACGUGGCCCAGCAGUUUACCCUCAACCAGAGCCGAGUAGAGGAGAUCACGAUGAGGGAAGACGUUGGAAACCUCAGCCUCCUGCAGGACAAUGACUUCGCCGACUUCGGGAUGGACGACCGAGAAAUGAUGCGUGACGCCAGCACGUUCGAGGAGGACAUCAUGCACGGAGCCUCGGCCUCGAACCUGCUGCUGGAGGCCGAGCCCGGCCCGGCCGCGCUGCCCAACAAGUCCAACCACAUGGAGUACGAUGACUUCGGAGACGCCUCCUUGGGCAACACUGACGGGGGGAUGCUGGUCGAUAAGCUGCUGAGCUCUGAGGACGGAGGCGGUAUCUUUGACGACCCUCCGGCCAUCACAGAAAGUGUCCUGAUGCCUCCGGACCACGGGGACGACGAGGACGACUUCGACAACCUGCAGUCGCCCGGUUCCCACAGCCCCGACUCCGGCCCGGUGGAGCCGCUGCCGGCGCUGGCCGACCAGACGGAGCAGACCACCCUGGUGCACAACGAGGAGGAGGCCUUCGCCCUGGAGCCCAUCGACAUCACUGUGAAAGAGACCAAGGCGAAGCGCAAGAGGAAGCUGAUCGUGGACAGCGUGAAGGAGCUGGACAGUAAGACCAUCCGGGCUCAGCUGUCCGACUACUCCGACAUCGUCACCACCCUCGACCUCGCCCCCCCCACCAAGAAGCUCAUGAUGUGGAAGGAGACGGGCGGCGUGGAGAAGCUCUUCUCUCUGCCGGCUCAGCCCCUGUGGAACGCCCGGCUGCUCAAGAUGUUCACACGCUGCUUGACGCCUCUGGUGCCGGACGAGAUGAGGAAGAGGAGGAAGGGUGGCGAAGCCGACAGUCUGGAUGAGUUCCUCAAAGAGCUGGAGAACCCGGAGGUGCCCAGAGAGGAGGUCCUGAGUCAGCACCGAGACGUCAUCGACCAGACCAUCAUGGAGGAGCCCAGCAUGCUGGCAGCCUCUGCCAUGGAGGGCAGCAGGACGACCCUGGAUGAGACGGCCAUGCCCCCCCCCUCCACCCCUCGCGGCGUGAAACGCAAGACCGUCGACAAAGAGGCCGCACUUCCUAUGGCCCCCUUGGAGCCGCAGCAUGCGGCGGAGCGCUCGGUGCUGGCCCAGAGGCUAGACGUGCCCCAGGUGGACCUGCCCCCAGAGGAGAGCAGCCUCAACCUGUCCCAGCUCAUCCCCGAGCUGGACCUGCUCAACGAGAAGAGCAAAGACAAGAAGGACGACAGCGACGAAGAGGAUGAGGACGGUCAGACCGGAGACCAGGAUCAGGAGGAGAAGAGGUGGAACAAGAGAACCCAGCAGAUGCUCCACGGCCUCCAGCGCGUCAUGGCCAAGACCGGCGCCGACUCGGUGAGCAUGCUGGAGUUGUGCCGGAACAACAACAAGAAGCAGGCCGCCGCCAAGUUCUACAGUUUCCUCGUCCUCAAGAAGCAGCAAGCCAUCGAGGUGUCCCAGACGGAGCCCUACAGCGACAUCGUGGCCACCGCCGGGCCCAGGUUCCAACUCAUCUAGACGUCGGAGAACGCACAGACACUCUGCUCGCAACAGACAUGCUUCUUUUUAAUUACUCAACAUUUUGCUUCUUUUUGUUGUUGUGUUUUCCUGUCCCAAAUCUUCUCCGGGGGGGGGGGGGGGGGUUGGAAACGUAAAAAGAAAUGAUUUGACUGUACAGGUGGAAUCAUGCGGUGUUCAUUUGAAACGGAGCGAGGCAGACUGUUUUAACAAGUAUAUUUAUAAAACAACCCUUUUUCAGUCACUGAUUUGUAAGCUUUUCUUUUUUUUAUAAAUUAAAUUGUCAUUGCUCGUUUUAGAAGUCGUCACCAUCGGCCCUCACCUGGACUAUUGCAGAUUUUAGAUAAAGAGCCCUGUAUUUUCACAUGGAAUCCUGUAUUGACUCUACGUGUUCUGAAGGUACUGUUUUAUUGCUCAGAAGUGAAGCCGCUCCAUCUUCUCCUGUUGCACUUGUAGUUCAUGAUCAAUGAUUAAUCUGUCGGCAUCGGGGAGUUCUACCCGGCAUGGAAUAUCAUGGUUCAGAUGUAUAAUUCAGUUAAUCUAUUCAGUUUUAUGUGAAUUUUAUUUUUUUGUACCUUAUACGUUUAUGCUUAUUCAUCUUUUUGCAUUAUGUAACUAGGUAAUGUUCUCGGUUCAGUAUCCACCUUUUUAGUCUUCGGGGAACCUCUAGUUGUGAUACAUCUGUAAAGAUUUGAAAUAAAGUGUUUUAAGUACUUGGUAA